AUGUUUCUUAUUACGGAGAUCAUUUUUAUCAAUGCUCUGGUUUUGAUUUCUGGUCAAUCUACAGUUAACAUUAUAAGCAGACAAGAAUGGGGAGCAAGAUUACCCAAAUUACUUCCGGUGAAUCUCACAGUAAAUCCACCAGCGUUAGUGGUUGUUCAUCACUCCUCAGGGGGAACAGGCUGCAAUACUCAAGCUAUUUGUCAAGCUAAAGUUAGAAAUUUUCAGAAUUUUCAUAUGGAUGUUAAAGAAUGGGAUGACAUUGGCUACAAUUUUUUAAUCGGAGAAGAUGGUAAUGUUUAUGAAGGCCGCGGUUCGGGUAUAAAAGGCGCACAUUUUCCUGCUUACAAUGCAAGAAGCUUAGGAAUAUGUUUCAUUGGUACUUUUGACAAAAAAAUCCCUGCGCCAGCGGCUUUAAAAACUGCAAAAGCUUUUUUGAGCCAUGCAGUUACUCUAGGAAAAUUACAAUCAAAUUACGCAUUGAUAGGACACCGCCAAGGAAGAGCGACCACUUGUCCGGGUGACAAACUUUUUGAAUUAAUUCAAACUUGGCCGCAAUGGAAAAAUUUAACUACUCCGUAA
Messenger RNA from Cotesia congregata, 579 nucleotides. NCBI's taxonomy places the organism in Eukaryota, Metazoa, Arthropoda, Insecta, Hymenoptera, Braconidae. The record is from the annotation of a GenBank genome assembly.